AGAAGUGUAUUGCUAUUGCUCAUCUUGACCACUUGUUCCACGUGAUGUCAUGUUGCAGGGGAUGGCUGUGAAUGACCAAUCAGAUGAGGAGAGUAAAGUGACUAUGAGGAGAAAGGCUGUGACAUCAGUGUGUGUAUGUGGGACUGUGAGGCUGCAAACACCCUUGGUGUGUGUGAGAGAGAGAAAGAGGGAGACUGCAAAGGCACCUGUCAGUAAGAAUGUGGAUGAUUGUGUUUUUCUUGUGCUGGGUGGUCAGAAUCGAUGCAGAAUGUGUUCUACAAAAUGAGACAGCAAUGGAAGUCACCAAAUACUCUGGAGAGUCUGUUCUCCUGCCCUGUUCCUGUUCUGAUCUCCAGACACAGAAUACCAGAUGGUUGAAAGACAGUGUGCAGAUUGAUCUGACUAAACAUGCAGACAGGAUUCAGAUGACUAAUCAGGAUUCCCCUGGAAAUCUCUCCCUGCUCAUAUCAGACCUGACUAAGAAGGAUGAGGGGCUCUACACAUGAGGGGCUCUACCAGUACAGCUCCAGACACUUCACACUCACAGUAAGAGGAUGCACUGUAAUGAAACAGGACACAACACUUCAGAUUAAGAGAAGCUCAGGAGAAUCUGCACUGCUGCCCUGCCUCUGUUCUCCUCUGCGUGCCAAACCUGAGAGUGUGAGAUGGACGAUGACUGGAAGGAGUGGAUCUAUGGAUACUGAAAUAUCCAACACAACUGGACCCUACAGAGGCAGAGUUCAGAUGUUAAACCGUCAUUCACCAGGAAAUGUAUCUCUACUCAUAUCAGACCUGAGUGAGAAGGAUGAGGGGGAGUACAGAUGUGAAUGUAGCACCCACAGCUACAGAGACUUCAGACUCACAGUUACAGAUACUCGGAGUAACGGUGAACCCAAACCACCUUUCUACAUAUUCAUCCUUGCUGCUGUGCUCCUGUUUCUGCUGCUGCUGGGAGGGGCUCUGUUCCUUUACAAGAGACGCAAAGGUCAAAAAGGGGAAUGUACAAAAUCAGGACAGAAGCAUGAGGAAGACAAGGACGACACCAGGGUGUACUGCACUGUUCAGGACACCAGAGAGGACAGAUCCACACAAGCAGAAAAAGAGGAUGAUGUGACCUACUCAACUGUAGUCCAUGAUAAAAAACCCAGAGUAGUCCAAGUGGAGGUGGACACAGGUGACGGCACAGAAUAUGCCAGGAUCAAAACCAGAUGAGCCAUGACACCCCCACAGACCACCACACUUUGUUCAUGUAAGCACAGUUUGAGUGUGAUUUUUGGGUGAUCUAUGAGUGUUUUCAGUGUAAGAGUUUUUAUUAUGCUCACAUUUAUAGUUUGCUAAACAUACUAGUCAUGCAAUUAUCACUUGGAUUUAUAAUGCUGUUCAUG
Messenger RNA from Clupea harengus (Atlantic herring), 1385 nucleotides. RefSeq lists its product as uncharacterized. Gene Ontology annotation, cellular component: external side of plasma membrane. The record is from RefSeq and is a predicted model, not a curated record. NCBI's taxonomy places the organism in Eukaryota, Metazoa, Chordata, Actinopteri, Clupeiformes, Clupeidae. The transcript is spliced from 7 exons. Gene Ontology annotation, biological process: negative regulation of T cell proliferation; cellular response to lipopolysaccharide; T cell costimulation. Bases 487 to 1212 code for a protein of 241 amino acids.